Messenger RNA from Cynoglossus semilaevis (tongue sole), 1287 nucleotides. RefSeq names its product aquaporin 10a (gene aqp10a). The record is from RefSeq and is a predicted model, not a curated record. Gene Ontology annotation, cellular component: plasma membrane; basolateral plasma membrane. Gene Ontology annotation, biological process: water transport; glycerol transmembrane transport. The transcript has 6 exons. Gene Ontology annotation, molecular function: water channel activity; urea transmembrane transporter activity; glycerol channel activity. Bases 76 to 972 code for a protein of 298 amino acids. NCBI's taxonomy places the organism in Eukaryota, Metazoa, Chordata, Actinopteri, Pleuronectiformes, Cynoglossidae.
UGACCGGUUGGUGGUGGCACCGACACCACAGGAGAGUUCUGUUUUUACUGUGAUGACCGUUAGAAGUUUGAAGCCAUGGUUAAAAUGUCUUCGCUGAGACUAAGAAAUGCCCUGCUGCGUGAGUGCAUGGCAGAAUUCUUGGGAACUUUUGUUUUGCUGCUUUUCGGCUGCUCUGCUGCAGCUCAGGUGAAAACCAGCAGGGAGACCAAAGGCCAGUUUAUGUCCGUCAACAUCGCCUUCUCUGUGGGCGUCAUGUCGGCCAUGUACCUAACCAAAGGCAUCACAGGAGCUCAUCUCAACCCAGCCGUGACCCUGAGUUUCUGUGUGUUGCGCCAAACGCCCUGGAAACGGCUGGUGCCCUACAGCCUCUCACAGCUGCUGGGGGCCUAUGUGGCAUCAGGGGUGGUCUACACAGUGUAUUACGAUGCUAUCAUGUCGUUUAGUGGAGGAGUCUUGACUGUAUAUGGCCCAAACGAGACGGCGUCCAUAUUUGCUACAUACCCCUCAGAGUACAUCAGUUUGGGGAGAAGUUUCCUCGACCAGGUAGUGGGCACCGGCAUGCUGAUGUUGUGCAUCCUGUGUUUGGGAGAAACCAGGAACACUCCUGCUCCUCCGGGGCUGAUUCCUCCUAUAGUGGCAGUGAUUGUCCUGGGAAUUUCCAUGUCAAUGUCAGCUAACUGCGGAGGAGCAAUAAAUCCUGCACGUGACCUUGGCCCACGACUCUUCACGCUGACUGCGGGCUGGGGAACAGAGGUCUUUACGUGUUACAACUACUGGUUCUGGGUCCCCCUGGUGGCACCACCUAUUGGAGCCGUUUUAGGAACUCUCAUGUAUACGUUCUUCAUUUCUAUGCAUCUGCCUGAUCCACACGACCCUGACGACGUCUCCACCCUAACAACAAUAAGUGAAAACAUCAAGAAGGUGACGCCCACCACGGAAAAUGGAAAGGAUUUGAAGGCAACCUAUUUUUGAACGUUACUGUGAAGAUAACUUUCUACACACAAAUCACAAAACACUUUGGACAUUUGCAUGGGACAUUUGCAAUUAGUUAUUUGGUUGUUGAUGCAGUCUGGUGUGAAGAGAAGAAGAAGAAGAAACUAUAUUCAACACCUACAGCAAUACCUAAAACACAAGUCAAUUUUACGUUGUUAAAGAUAUUGACUGUGACAUUAUACGUUUUUAAAAAAACGAUCUUUAUUCUGUGUAAUUUAUUAUAAAAUGUAUUAUUCUAUUUUUACUUUUUAUAAAAUGUCAAAUGGAAUACGGCGCAUCCAUUAAAACACAAUA